Rhagoletis zephyria (snowberry fruit fly) is the source of this 480-nucleotide messenger RNA. RefSeq names its product circumsporozoite protein-like. The record is from RefSeq and is a predicted model, not a curated record. Lineage: Eukaryota; Metazoa; Arthropoda; Insecta; Diptera; Tephritidae.
UCACCACUACAACGUCCAGCACGCCCUGAACCGGAUUAUUCACAAACACAGAACUUUGGCGGUGGCCCAUCAAAUGUACGCAUCUCCCGACCCGUCUAUGCACCCGCACCGGUACAACCUGCCCCCGCCAGUGCACGCGCUAACAACUUCUUAGGUCCGCCAUCCGGUGGUCGUCCCAUAUUGGAUCAGUUUGGACCAGCGCCGCAGACACGUCCGGUGCAACAGGCCGCACCAGCGCCGCUACCCCGCUAUCAACCACAGAUCAAUCAUCAACCGCAGGCGCAGGGACGCGCUGGUGGCGGUGGUGGCAGUUUGUUGGAUCAAUUAGCGCGAGAUUAUGCUCUACCACAAGGCAAUGCCCAGCCUUUGCAUGAUAUUUCAUUUGGUUACUAUUGAGCGGAUAGUCAACGUGGGCUUUUCGGAGUUUUGUAAAUGUAUGUGUAUAGUAUUUUAAUAAAAUCGAAAAUCUGAGAUUGUAAA